Aureobasidium melanogenum CBS 110374 is the source of this 555-nucleotide messenger RNA. RefSeq lists its product as uncharacterized. The record is from RefSeq and is a predicted model, not a curated record. Lineage: Eukaryota; Fungi; Ascomycota; Dothideomycetes; Dothideales; Saccotheciaceae. The coding region runs from base 1 to 555 and encodes 184 amino acids. The transcript has 3 exons.
AUGGCUGAUCCAUCGAUCUACACAUAUCCGUCUCCACUGGAAGGAUUUGAGAACCUCCCGCCUCUCCCAGACGAGAAAAACGCAGAUGGCAAGUCCUAUGUGAAUCCACCAGCAGCCAGACCCAGCCCGGCAUACGAUUCUUUCGUUUCACCCAUCACAAAUGACGAGCGAGGUGGUUUCGAUGUGCAUAUAUACUUCCAGCAAAACGUCGAUUCCGAUGUCAAAUUUGCAACCGAGCUUUGGGAGCGCAUCCGAAGAGAAUUCCCCGAGUUGCGCAUGUACAGAGUUUGGGACAAGCCAGUCGGUCCGCAUCCCAUUGCCAUGUUCGAAGUCAACCUGUUUACGCCAGCUCAAUUUGGCGCUUUCAUCCCAUGGCUGGUGAUCAAUCGGGGCCCCUUGUCUGCAUUGUUGCAUCCAAACACUGGUGAUGACAUUCGAGAUCACACACAACGUGCUACUUGGCUCGGGCAGCCUUUCCCACUUCAAAUUGGUCUGCUUAGACGGAUGCUGCAGAAGAGAGCUGAAGAGGCUCAGAACGGCCAGAAGACGAAUUAA